Larimichthys crocea (large yellow croaker) is the source of this 1646-nucleotide messenger RNA. RefSeq names its product cardiolipin synthase 1 (gene crls1). Gene Ontology annotation, molecular function: cardiolipin synthase (CMP-forming) activity. Gene Ontology annotation, biological process: cardiolipin biosynthetic process. NCBI's taxonomy places the organism in Eukaryota, Metazoa, Chordata, Actinopteri, Sciaenidae. The record is from RefSeq and is a predicted model, not a curated record. Gene Ontology annotation, cellular component: membrane; mitochondrion. The transcript has 7 exons. The coding region runs from base 153 to 1163 and encodes 336 amino acids.
UCGCUGGCGGUUUUACGACACCGUGUGCCAGUUUACGGCAACAUGGCAGCCUGCUGGCUCGAGCUGUGGUUCGGCCGGUUCUGAUCGUGUCACCAUGAAAACGGGCACCGACGGCUCGAGACCGGCAGGUCGGUAACGGGGGGUUCGCGAGGAUGACGUUGAUGACGUGUUUGCGGCGGCCGCUGUGCCGCAGCCUGCUGUCCGCGCGCGCUGCUGGCGUGUGUGGGCUCGAGCCUGCGUCAUGGCGGCACACACACACACCUGUCAACGAGUGCGCGAGGCUCCAACAGCCCCCGGUCAGCGGCUCGUGCCUCUUCAGACUCAGCCGGGUCGCGUGCUGGCAGGUAAAAGCGACACCUUGGCACGCGCAGGGAAACGUGCUCCACGUGCACCGGGGAGGUCACGAGAGGUCGGUGGCACGUUUCCGGGCUGCGCUUGCCCCGCAGGCUCGUGCGCUCUGCACCGGGAACACCGAGAAGACACCGGAGAGCAACCCGGAGCAGAGCGAGGCCAGCCCGGUACCGGGACAAGGACUGUUCAAGUUCAAAGAGCUGUACGAGAACCCGUGGACGAUCCCCAACUUUCUGUGUGUGUGUCGGAUCGUUCUGGCUCCGUUCCUCGGUCAUCUGAUCAUCCAGCAGCACUUUCACCUCAGCCUCGCCCUGUUUGCACUCGCCGGAGCGACUGACCUGCUGGACGGUUACAUCGCGAGGACGUGGCCCACUCAGAAGUCGGCGUUGGGCAGCGCUCUCGACCCGUUGGCUGAUAAGAUCCUCAUCAGUAUUUUAUACGUCAGUCUCACCUACGCUGAGCUCAUACCAGCUCCGCUGACGGCUUUAGUGAUUUUCAGAGACAUCGGUUUGAUAGCUGCUGUCUUCUGGGUCAGAUAUAAGACUGUACCUCCACCGGUGACCCUUAGUAAGUUUUUUAACCCCUGCUACACCACAGCUCAGCUCAAGCCCACACUCUUCAGCAAGGUGAACACAGCCAUCCAGCUCUUACUGGUCGCAGCUUCUCUGGCUGCCCCGGUCUUCCAGUAUUCAGACAGCGUCCUGCUGCAGUGCUUAUGGUAUGUUACAGCGGUGACCACAGCGGCGUCGGGCUACAGCUACUGGCACUACGGCCGCAAGACCGUGCAGGUGCUAAACACCAGAUCGCCAUGACAACCACACCAGGAAACAGGCCAGAAAAGCAGAACGAGAAAGCAGCGAACAGCCGCGGCGGAGAGAGACGCUGACAAGCGGCGUCCAAAGUCGGACAGACAGAUGGAUGAUCGCCAGGAGCUCUGAAACCAAGUAGCUGUGACAACCAUUUAUGAGUCGCCAUGGCAAUGACACACACACACACACGCAGAAAACCAACCGAGGCCGCAGAUGGUUCACUGCAACACUACGGAGAGCGGCGAAGCUCUGCCUCUGGACUGGCUGUGGAGUAGAGACAGAUGCACACAGAUAGAAACAGCAAACACAAAUAUAGACCACACACACACACACACACGCACACACAUACACACACACACACGCACACGUCAAGUGAUCUGGCAAGAGCUUCUAUUUUUCUUAGUUUUUCAAUCAAGCAGUGGUAAUGUCUCAUGAUCAUUGUCACAUGAUUGUCAGUUUUGUAAACCAAUGAUUUAUGAUUAAAAA